Protopolystoma xenopodis is the source of this 384-nucleotide messenger RNA. The record is from the annotation of a GenBank genome assembly. Lineage: Eukaryota; Metazoa; Platyhelminthes; Monogenea; Polystomatidea; Polystomatidae.
UCGGCUGGACUCACUGUCUAUCGCAAUGCUCAAAAUAUAUGUUCGUCGGGAGGGUCAGAGACACGUGAAAAUGAAGUAGGGAGGAUAGAAACAGAAAGAAAGGUGUCGUGGGCAGAGCACUAUGGGAAGAGUGGGAUUGUGGGAGAUAUAGGCAUGGGACGGAAAAUAGAGGGUAAAAAAUGGAUGCGAGUAUUUGUGGCUACUUGGACAGGCUUUCUGCCCUAUUUUCAGUAUUUCCUCUGCUCAGCUCAUAGGUUCAAUUUGGAAGACUUGAGUUCUGCCUCAUUUUCGCCACCUCCUUGCUUCCUUCGCGCCAGUUUCACUGCCCAACUUCUGCUGGCUGUCAGUGUCCAGCCGCGUGAAAGGCUUCUUGUGCAAAUGUAA